UCCAGAUUGCCAUUCCUCAUCUCAUCCUAUCUAGGGCUGGUUCUCAUCCUCCUCUCCGUCCAACUCAGCCAGAACAACUGCACGUGCGCGGGGCCGUGAUGGCUGGGCCAGAGCCAGGGCAGCACAUGGCGAGGAACCUAGAGGGCGCCAUGGCUGGCGCCUUGGAGCUCCUCUGCCCUACCGGCGGCCUAAUCUGGUCGUCUGCCCCAGUCAACCGGCCUCGUGCUUCUGAUCUGGCCAAAUCGACAUGCCGCGCCCUCGCACGCAUCACCCGACCGGACCUCUAGCGCCUCCUCGCAACACCCUCCUUUCUCCUUCCUCUCUCCCUUCCCUACCUCUCAGUUCUUUCUCUUUUCCUUGGCCAUGCAGGGAGCCCCCGCAGGGAGCCUCGCCGCUGCUGCCAUCACCUGGACAUGUUUGCACCGUGUCUCCUCCGACCCGGACAUGUCACGCCGCCACCUCCUCCGAGUUUGCCGGCCGCUGUCGCUCGUCCUCCCCUGCAACCCCUGCCUCGCCAUGCAUGAGGACAAUGAUGACAACUGCCGCCAUCGACCGUCCCAGGCCAUCCUUCUCGCCUCGCUCGCGUGGGCGCACCGUCCUUCUCCCCUCGCUCGCGUGGGCCGCAUUGCGCGCGGGCAAGUCGGCCCUUGCCAGUCGAAGUGUCGGUGCGGCGAGGCCACUCGGGCUAGAGAUUAUUUAUUCCUUUGCUCCCUCACUUGCGGGGUUAAUUCCUUUGUUCGGAGAGGCGAUGUUGAGGAGGAGGCCGGGGUUGCGGAGGACAGCGGUGCAGCCUGGCUGGGGCCUCGGGGUGGCGCGCGGAGAUGCGCGACGGGCGCUGGUGGUGGUCGCCGGUGAAGGCGGGUGGAGAAGGAAAAAAUAGGAAAAAAGUCGUUCUAUGCAGGCUCAAGCCCAGCAACGAAACUAACUAAUCUAGGAGGUACGUUAACGAUUUUCGUGCGACGUAAUGACAGAACAGACCGUGGCGGAGUAGUACUACCUCGGAUGUAGAAAAUAAUAUAGCUGAAAAAAAUCUGAAAGUGUAAAUUCAUAGGAAGAAGCGUAUUUUGACGGUGAACCCAAGGAGUCAAUCCCUGUUUUA
Molecule: messenger RNA, 1099 nt
Organism: Triticum dicoccoides
Lineage: Eukaryota; Viridiplantae; Streptophyta; Magnoliopsida; Poales; Poaceae
Exons: 2
Coding region: 364-855 (163 amino acids)
Source: RefSeq, a predicted model, not a curated record